Amoebophrya sp. A120 is the source of this 4311-nucleotide messenger RNA. Lineage: Eukaryota; Dinophyceae; Syndiniales; Amoebophryaceae. The record is from the annotation of a GenBank genome assembly.
GACGUUCGUGAGCGGAGUCAAGGAGUUUUUGUGAGAAAAGGCUGUGCAUACAAUUUUGAAAUGCCGUUCUUGCACGAAGGACGUCUUCUUCUAGUCUUUACCCACUCAUGACGUAAACCAAGUCCAACUUCGCUACCUGCAGACCACACGCACUAUGGCGACGACGACAGUCAUCUCAUCUUCGGUCGAGACCACUACUACAUCGCCGCAACCGAAAGCCGCGGACCAGGACGGCAUGGAUUCCACUUCCACGGUGCCGUCUCCUGAGGACCUGGCGACGGCGUCCAAGCUGCGGUCGGGGUUUGAGCCGCCGACCGUGGACGAGGAGCUGAACAGCCUGAUGAACAUGUUCCGGUACCGUCGGGGCGUGCUGAGCGGAACUACCCGCCCCUCCAAAAUCGCGCUGGAUCCGCGCCUGCAGUUUCGCUCCGUGAUCGGCGAGGACGUGGUGAAGGAGGUGAAGAAGGAACUGCAGUCCUCCGCCGGAAACAGCAAAGCCGCUGCGCCCGCCGCACCGGCCAAGGACGCGAAAGGCGCGGCGGCCGCUUCCCCGCCGACCGAUGCUGCCGCGGACGCAGGCGGGGGCGGCGAUGGUUUGCCGCAGUACGAGUCGGUCAAGCAGAUUUUGGAGAGCAAAGAGAAGGGUAUGCAGAGCAAAAGGCAGAAGAAGAUAAACCAGUAUAUCUACUCCGCAGACCCGAAGUACCGGGAGGUGAAAAAGCAUUUAGGGCGGUACUAUCGGCUGAAGUACAAGCAUCGCUACGCGUCCUCCGAGGACGACGACGAGAGCAAGCCGCCCAAAGACCGGAAAUUCUUUCCCAACGAGGCGUUUUUCCGGCGCGUGCGGAACCUCUUCAACGACAUACCCUACAAGGAGCCGGAGAACUGCCGGAAAUUCGUCGAUCGCAUGUACGCGUUCUACAAAACGCACCGGGAGCUGUACUGCAACCCGCGGGAAGACCCGCUGGAGAAAAAGGAGGAAGACCCGAACUUUUCCACGUUUCUUCGCGACGCGAAGGAAAUGCCGCCGGGAAGCGCGAUGUAGAAUUGAUGAUUGCGAUGAGAAGUGUAGCAUGAUAGAUUCAUCUUUUUGCAGCAUUCUGAAGAAGCUGAGAGCCAUGAAAGUAAGUAGAUGCACUGCGCACGACAUUGAAAAGAAUUUGAACGCAUCCGAUUCUUGUUUCACAGCACCGCCGCGAAGAUUUCGAAGAGGCUGAGCAGCAGUCGAUUUUCUGCCGCCGCAAGCAGUACGCAGAGUAGCACUGAGCAACCAAGGGCGGUUUAUUCUCCCACGAAACGCACCACACCCGCUCGCCCGAAGCCCACGAACUGGAACUUCACGCGGCCGGACUCGGCCAAACGGCGUCCGCAGUCCGCCACACAGCGCCCAGAUUCUGCCAAGUUCCGCUCCAGUCGCCCCCGGCCCUUGUCGGCCCUCAGUACAAGGCCACCAUCCACUUCGGCCUUCGAGCGACCGCAGAGCAGUUUCGCGGCGUCUACCGCGAGCAGUAAGUUCAACUUCUUAGAUAGUUGCUGGUUUCGCAAAGGCGGGGUUCCGUUCUGGUUCAAAGUACUUUCAUCGGGUUUAUUGGAGCACGUGAUUUUUCCGCUGUGAUGAAUGUGUUUUCGUUUUCGAAAACGAUACCUACUUACUUACCCACAGUGUCUCAGUCCCGGCCGUGGUCCGCUUUCAGCCGGCGGCCGCAAAGUGCUACCACGCUUCGCCCCUCGAGCGCGGCACGACGACCCGCGAGUGCAACUGCCCGCCCGAUUGCGGAAAUCCGAGAUCGCCAUUUACCACGACCGCACAGUGCAAAAGCUUCGUACGGUGGACGACCACACAGUGCCUUGGGGACCAGCUGUAGUGGUUGUGUUCGUCUUUGUCUUAGGUUCUUGUCCCUCGCAUAACAGAACGUGCGCUGCUAGAUAGUCAUUUUUCCGUGUGGGCGUGAGUGUAGACGUCUAUGAAAUUCUUGCCAACAACUUCUACAGCAACGUUCGACGCCUCAACUUCGCGCCCGAGCUCAGGCACUACGCGACCGGGCUCCCGGCCGACUUCAGCGGUCAUGCGUCCACACAGUGCGCAAACAGCUGAACUCCGCCGCAUCGCAAACAUGACGAGACCCAGCAGUGCUAGCAGGUAAGAACAAGCCUUUUCGAUCGUAGAAGUAGUUGUUCCUUUGAUCAUCAUGACGUCGGAGGGACUGGUCGUCCUGAUUCGAAUUCAUGGGUUCAUUUCCUCCAUCAAACAUUUCCAGUCUGCGUUCUGUCGGGACGUUCCGGUCGCACUACCCGUUACCUGCGGAAGCGUUGGAAGUGGACGAAUUUGAGAUGAUGAUGGCGGAAGACAUUCCGGCCAAGCAGCCGAAAACGCCCGCGGAGGCGAUGCAACAACGGUGGCUGGAAUUCCGCCAGAAGGAGCUGGAGGACAAGGCGCGCCACGAGGAGAUCCAAGCUGCCAUCGCGAACUGGCGGGAGUUCCGCACGCGCGUCGAGGAGAACACCGUGCGGAGGCAGGACAGUGCGAGCAACCUGCGGCCCAGCGGACCCAAUGUGUACCUGACAAAACCGCGACCGCAGAGUGCACCAGCAAGCCGAACGGCGGCCAUGGCAGCGGCGAGUGAGGCGGCGAAGAAGAAGUAUGAUUCUUUUCCGCAUGUUUUUCAUUCUUUUCGAAACCGAUCUUGUGUGUCAGCAGAUUCCCAGUCACUGAAUGUGCAUCAGAUUUUUACAACAUGAUGAAUGCAUAUGUACCUUGCAUAUGCAUUUUCCCUACCAAGGUCUGCCUCCCAACAAGACGAGGACGCGACGCAACCGUCCGAAUUUGACCUUUUUGAUGCCGAGGGGGUGAUGGCGCACGGGUACUUGCAGAACGGGGACUGCCGGGACCAGAAGACCGGGGACAUCGAGAUGGCCACGAUCGAGGAGGACGUGCGGAAAACGGAGAUGCAGCGCCUCCGCCACCAGCUGGCCAACUUUCUGCACGAGCCGGAGGAACUGCCGGCCUACUCCCGCAUCCAGAAUUGCGCCGAGGACGUGCACGCGGAGGAUUUGGAAACGUGCAAGUUGUGGUCGGACGUACACAAGACGCCGAACGCGUACCUGGACCGCCGCGCGGCGCAACUGGAGGAAAUCCAGCUGUGCAAGCAGAAGCUCGCGGAGAGGGGUAUCCCGGUGGCGGAAAAGACCCUGACCGAGGCCCUGCUGCGGCCCUACGAGAACUUCCGCGUCAAGGACGGGAUCAGCGUGGCCGUGCCCUUGCUGCAGUUUAACCCCUACAUGGCCGACCCCAUGCUGAAAUUCGGAAAGAAAAAGGGGAAAAAGAAGAAGUGAAGGAUUGUGGAAGGAGAACAAGGUUGCGACAAGUGAGCAUUGGAUUCUACACAACACCGUGUUACUACGCGAUACAUUACAACGCGAGAACUGAGCGAUAAUUCAGAGAUGAACUAGAAGAUUGUUGUCCUCAGAUUGUUAGAAAAUGCCGAAUCUAGUCUAUUUUGUCAUGUACUACUCGAUUAGGAAGAAAUGAAAGCGAACUUAGGCGUGGUGAACAGCGUGUGAACUUAGAUGAAGAAGUUGAAGUUGCCCGAACAGCAAUGGGUCAUGGCAUUAGAGUCACCUGCUGGAGUUUUUUGGAUGUAGUACUUAUGUUAUCGAACGCGAAUCGAGUCACAAUCAUACUAGAUGCACAGGUGAACUCGACAGGGGCGCCAGACUCCGUCGCAACAAAAGGACAACCUCAGAUACGUCGUUUUUUUCGCGAACUUUUUUAUCCCGACUUGCAAUUCUACAAAAGCCUCAAUUCUAUGUGACCACUGAACGAACUGAUUUUUCUGUCCCUUGAUCUGUGCAUUUUUUUCCGAAGCAAGUUAAUUAACCUGUUGCCGCUGAGGAUAUUUUGUGAUUUAGAUCUGCAGAAAAUGCCGUUGACCGCGUGAGCUUUCAAAUCUGCUUCUGAAGCUUGAUUUGUUUUCUUGUGAAUAAAAAAUGAAAGUAGAUUUGCUUUUAGUUGGCGCUUCGUCCUCCGCAUCUUCAUCUUGGCGGAUUUAAAGGUUUCGUUUGGUGUGCUGUGUUUUUGCGAAAGGUGCACGUAGCUCUAGAGCGCAAAAGGAGUGAGAGGCGGAUAUGUCGUGCGUUCCCUACCGAGGAAGGCCAAGGCGCGACAAAGAGUAUUGGUUCGAGUCCCAUGUGCGAACCCUUGAGGAAUAAGUAAGUGACCAAGUGGAAAACAGGCUUCGCGGAGUGAUGCAGGACGUAUGAGAAGAGGCUAUGCCUUGUUUACUUGAUUUUUCACCCGUUGCGUAAGCGUAG